AUGACGAAGACAGAAGCACCAACGAAAAAGACAGAAGUAAAAGAAGAAGGCACAAUGUCAAAACACAAACGCGUAGUUUAUUCAGACAAACGAAAAAUAAAAAAGUACUCUUUGGUCGCUGCAGUUUUAUUAAUCAUCAUACUCUGUGUGUUUGUCAUCGUCUACAAAUCUAUCCAACCGCGUCCACUGUUCAUUCUUGAAGAUCUCUACGUUGAUUCCGUCUCAAAUUCAAGUUUGAUGGUGAAACUCUUAUCGACCAACCCAAGCUCCAAGAGCAGUCUUUACUACAGCAAGAUCGGUAUGCGUGUGUGGGUCGAAGGAAAUUUCGAGACAGAGAGAGUUUUCUUGGCCAACACGUUUCAGAAGCCGAAAAGUGUUCUAGCGUGGACAGCUGCCGUGGCAACCAAUAGCAACAACGCUAGGAUUAACGGGAGUUUUCAGAUGAGAGACGGUGUGACAAAAGGCAACGUAAUUGUGGAUUUAUCCAUCCAAUGGAAGAGUGGUAUCCUCUCCUCGUCAAAGUUUAGUUCACGCAUAAGAUGUCCUCUUUUGCUCAACCUAAAAGACUUGACCUCUGCAGUUUCCAAACCAAUGUCUUCUUGUUCUCUUCUGCUCAACCCAAAAGACUUCACCUAG
Messenger RNA from Arabis nemorensis, 636 nucleotides. The record is from the annotation of a GenBank genome assembly. Lineage: Eukaryota; Viridiplantae; Streptophyta; Magnoliopsida; Brassicales; Brassicaceae.